Messenger RNA from Rhodofomes roseus, 1233 nucleotides. RefSeq lists its product as uncharacterized. The record is from RefSeq and is a predicted model, not a curated record. The transcript is spliced from 3 exons. Bases 328 to 1107 code for a protein of 259 amino acids. NCBI's taxonomy places the organism in Eukaryota, Fungi, Basidiomycota, Agaricomycetes, Polyporales, Fomitopsidaceae.
UGUUCCUCAUCCACAAUCGCUCUGGUUGUCUCCGGUGUCUUCCAUGUACUGUCAUCCUCGUCUUAAUCCCUUGGCUAUUUCGAUGAGUGCACCUACCCAAUCUGUAUCAGCAUCAUAUCCGCCUCCGCGGUGGGCAUCACAACCUAGUGUGUUGAAUACUCCUAUUACAUAUUCGCCAUAGGAGGCGAUUCGCGUUUGUCAAAUCUCCAUAAGCACUAACGCGGAUACACAUGGCGUGCCCAUGUGCGACGCGAAUAAUGGCGCUUCCAUGUACUACAUCGAGGGGCUGGGCCUGAGGACAAAGUGAUUGAGUACCCAAGUACACGGAUGAGGAGACACAUGCACGCUGAGAGUCGCGGAUCAUGCCGAAGGAACGCUCAAGAACUGGCGAAUAUAAGAGACCAUCCCUGGAGCUGCUGCCGCGCAGUGUACUGCACUCGAGGUCUGGGGUUGAUUUCCAGGGCAUCGUACCAUCUCAGCGGGGGGAAGAAGACAUACGAAGAGGCGGCGACACCAUGCCCUUGGAUACAACAUCCUCCCUUCCGCCUUGAUGCGCCUAUAACUCUUCCCCGUCUCACCCUUCAAUGCGACGCGCAUGUCGUAGUCUUAGUCUACGUCGAGGAGAUGCCUGUUACGGGCGAGGGGAAAGCAAAUCUGACCUGGGUGGUUAAGACGAGACCUAUCAAGCAACUCGGGAAACGCCAACACCUAACCCUAGAGAUCGACUCACAACGCUCCGGGGUAGGCAAACUCACCUCCGUUGUCGAGUUGCGCCGCCAUUGGAUCCUGUUUACCGUGUCUGGCGGCCCCUUUCUGUGCAACCUCCGCGUCCCCGUACCGUGGGCGGCCCUCGACGACCUCGAGAGCUUCACCCACUCCAAACUGUACUUCACACUCCCCGUGCUGCCUCGUCCGCACGAGGAGUUCCGGCGAAACCCGCUGUUCACGAAUGACGAGGAGAAUCCGUACGCCUUCGAGCCGCCCGAGAGAGGAGCAUCGGAGUUGGAGCCUGCGGUGCGACUCGCUCGGAUUACGUGUCAAUGGAAACCCCCUUCGCUAGACAGGAGCGUUGACUCGGAAGGGGAGGUUCGGUCCAAAAGCCACUGAAGAAACCGGCUUGGCCUGUAUAUUCGGGUCAGAAAGGUCAUCUUGACGAGAUCUGAAGAACAGUCGUCUCAGCGGCAUGCCACCACGUCUCGCAGCCGAUAGGAAGUCGAAGGGGGCACGAGAGAG